Molecule: messenger RNA, 2370 nt
Organism: Neurospora tetrasperma FGSC 2508
Lineage: Eukaryota; Fungi; Ascomycota; Sordariomycetes; Sordariales; Sordariaceae
Exons: 5
Coding region: 70-2370 (766 amino acids)
Source: RefSeq, a predicted model, not a curated record
CUCACCCUUCAACACAAUUCUUCUCCAAGCCAGCAAUUCCUUCAGGCCUCACACUGACUUGUUCUUUGGAUGACCGCGCCUACCAUGGACUCAACAGGCGACACGGCCGAGCAGGACGAUUGGACGGACACAACGCAUUCUCCAUCGGAACUUUCAGAGGGUACCGACUCAGAUUCAGAAUUACGACGCCUAUUAUCUUUGCCACCGCACUUCAGAUCAUAUGAAGCCUACAUUGAAUAUUCCAUCGCGAGGUUCGAACCGGAAGGCGUUCCUGAAAUUGCGUACGACCGCCUAUGCGCAAGUUGUACGGCAGCGUUCAAGAUAGUAAGCGAAAUGGUUACUCAAAGAAACACCGACAGGAAGAUCCCCUUUUGCAGCGUCAAGGAGUUCCUGACAUCAGCUGCUGAAGGAAACUGCCAUGUCUGUCAUUGGCUCAUGACUGCGACUUUAAAACAACAUGGAUGUAUUGUAUUUUGCAGAACGGCCCAGUCCGUGAUCGACCGAGACUACGUCAAAAAGCCUGAUUCGAGUGUUGAUGCACUUGGGUGCGUGGACGCGGCCUUAGAAUGGGCCAUCCAAUUACAUACACGAAUAACACAAUCCGGGGAAGAAACUGAGCUGUCUAUCAGGUCUACUGUUGUGGGAGGUGAUGGAAAGAUAACCAUUGUGUGGUGCAUGUUCUUAGACUGGUAUUACAACGGAGCACGGGGUUUUCCAACUUCUCUCAGUACGGCAAGCGACGCUAGCUGGAAUCAAGCACUCAAAUGGAUCAAAAACUGCCGCUCGCAUCCCCGCUGUAACCCGGUCCAGGUCGCAACUUUGCAAGAUAAUUAUCCUGCCCGGCUGCUCGCAGUGGGACUCACCGGAGAGGCGUACGUCAGGCUUUGCGAAACAAGUAGGGAUACUUUUUCGAAGGAGCGGUCAUACAUGACACUCAGUCAUUGUUGGGGGAAAAACGGCGUCCCCAUUCGUCUCUUGAAGGAAAACUACAUCCAGUUCUUGAACGGCAUUCAACUUGGCGAGCUACCAAACACCUUUCGUCAUGCCAUCGAACUGACUCGGAAAUUGGGGGUUCCCUUCCUCUGGAUUGAUUCCCUGUGCAUCAUCCAAAACUCGGCUGAAAACAAGGACUGGAUCCAAGAAUCAGCCAAAAUGCAACAUGUUUACCGGAAUUCCUUCCUAAACCUGGCUGCUGGCGCCUCACCAGAUUCGAGUGGCGGCUUAUACUACCGACGAGAUCGGCUUUCGGUCAGACCUUGGUUCGUACAAUUAGAAGAUGAUCGUUACUUAUUGGCGGCAUAUAAAAGCGAACACACCGAUCCGGAGAUAACGGAGCUCAUUCUAUACACUCGUGGAUGGGUGCUUCAGGAACAACUCCUAGCACGACGGACCCUUGUUUUUGGUAAAAAGGAGCUAUAUUGGGAAUGCUUAACGUGCCAAGCAAGUGAAUCUUUUCCCGACACGAUUGAAAGACCUUUCUCCUUCUAUUAUAAGAUAUUCCCACAUGACUGGGAAAGUCUCCUUAACGGCAGGCUAGUUGACUCAAACCGGCGGAGGGCGUGGAUGCUCUUACUAGGGACAUACUCUAAAAGGUCUCUGACCGAGCCUUCAGAUAGGCUUGUGGCUAUAUCCGGGCUCGCAGAGCAGCUAAGCAGCACAUGGAGUGGUAUAGCCUAUCUUGCCGGAUUGUGGUCAUAUCGCCUCAUUCAACAGCUUUUGUGGAUUGGCGGAAACGAAUACGGCCAGAAACACACAGACAUAGCCCCUUCAUGGCGUGUCCUGGAUGCCAAAGUAACUCCCAGAAAUACGACAAGUCCUUUUGGGCCAGUUGCUUGUGGCGCAAGCAUUAGGAUAAGGAGUCCCGUUGUUCGAGCUAGAAUAACCGAACCUCCGGACGAAAACAUGGAUGGCUCGUGCCACUUAGAACUCAAGGAGUACGGUGACACGACGGAGCUUACAUUCGAGGAAUUUAAUGUUGCUUGGGACGACAAUAAUGACGCCAAGGGUGCUAUACAAUAUGCCUACUUAGCACCAAUGCAGAUUGAAACUCAGGAUGUCGAAAGGGUGUGGCUGUAUGGACUGGAAGGAUUGUUUUGGGACAUCGACGCAUGGUUUGCUGAAAGAGUUGGAGAAGGACCGGAAGAGCGCAUGAGAUACUUGAAGAACGACCCAUAUGUUAACGGCCCUCCGUUGAAUACUAAUCUGGAGGACCGGUAUCCCCCGAAAGUAGAACGGAGAUUCAGCCCCAACAUCUUGGCUUUUCUCAGAGCCAUUGCCCGAAUUGCCCGGGCCAACAAGGCAAACGGGAUUCCAGAUCCAGUACUCGGAAUGGGCGAAGGGAAUGGAUUUUACACGUACGAGAUUGUGUAA